Cricetulus griseus (Chinese hamster) is the source of this 1232-nucleotide messenger RNA. The record is from RefSeq and is a predicted model, not a curated record. Lineage: Eukaryota; Metazoa; Chordata; Mammalia; Rodentia; Cricetidae.
GCCCAGGCCUACCUGGACAAGGUGGAGAACACUUGCAAGGAAUUUUCAAGUCCCUUCCGCUAUAGGAUGGAGUGUGCCGAGAUGGACAGUGAGGAAGGCUGGGCCUUGCUGAAGUGUGGAGGACAGAAUAAUAGACGAGCCAUGGCCUGCUUUGCAAAGGCUCUGAAAGUGGAGCCUGAAAACCCUGACUACAACAAUGGCUAUGCUGUUGCAGCCUAUCGCCAGGAUUUCAAUGACAAUAGUAUUUCUCUGGAACCCCUAAGGAAAGCUGUCAGGUUAAAUCCAGAUGAUCCUUAUCUUAAAGUUCUUCUUGCCCUAAAGCUUCAGAACUUGGGAAAACCAGAUGAAGCAAGAAUGUACAUUGAAGAAGCUCAGGCCAACACAUCCUGCCAACCCUAUGUGUUCGGAUAUCUGGCCAAAUUUUACCUUAAGGAAGGUUUUGUAGAGAGAGCUCUUAGUCUCCUAUACAGGGCCUUGCAGGCAAGACCUUUAUCUGCCUUCUUGCAUUACCAGAUUGGGCUUUGCUAUAAGAAGCAAAUGAUCCAAAUAAAGGAAGCUACAAACAUGCAACCUAGAGGUCAGGAUAGAGAAAUAGCAGAUCAAUUGAUCCGUUUGGCUAUGCUUCACUUUCAAAAGACUUUGGAACUGAGACCCACAUAUGACACAGCUUAUGUUAAUCUGGCUGAAAUGUACAUAGAAACUGGCCAAUUUGGAAAGGCAGAGGACAAUUUUCAGAAAGUGUUGAGCAUGAGGAACCUUGAUGUUACUAUUCUGCAAGAUAUUCAUUUCCGCUAUGGCCGCUUCCAACAGUUUUGUAAGAGAUCAGAAGACAGAGCUAUCACCCAUUAUAUAAAGGGUCUGAAAAUAGAAGUGACUUCUUCCUAUGUCAGAAACAAGCUUCUCGAGGCUUUGCAGAAGCUGGCUGAAAGACGCAUUCGCCAGAAUGUUCACGUUGUGGAGAGCAUCAGCCUCCUUGGAUUUGUCUACAAACUGAGAGGGGACAUGAGUGAGGCUCUGCGAUGCUAUGAGAAGGCCCUGAGACUCACUCAAGCAUUGAACCCUGAGUUUUGAAGCACAGCUCAUCAAAUGACUUAGUAAGCAUUCUCAGGGCUCAUUAUUCUACUACUCUUUUGUGGCUGUUGCCUUAAAUAUGAGGAACCAGAUGAAGCAAGUUGGAGAGGACUCCUAAUCUGUAUUCUGCCUUUCUACAGCCCUGUUUUUGUUUUGCUUGU